AAUAGCAACAACAACAACAACAACAAAAAGACAAAAGACAAAAAAAAAAAGAAAAAAGAAAGAAAGAAAAGCAAUUCCCCCGCCCCACUCAGCAACCUCUGUUGAGAUCCUUGUGCAAAGCAUCAUGCAGCUCCAUCCCAUCCAUCCUCUGGGGGUCACAUCACAUGGGAUGACCUGGGCCAAAGCUCUUAAGGAGGUAAACAAGCUUACCGGGGCAGGAAGGAGCAGGUCUUUCACUGGGGCUGAUAGUAUAGGAAAAUGUGGACAGUGAGAGUAGAAAUGACCUUCUAAGCUGAGAGAACAACUGAUGCUCAGAUGUGGGUAGAGAAGCUCUGGUCCCAACCAGGUGAGUCUUGGAGUUGUGCUGUGCGAAGGCACCCUGGGUGGGGUGUAAGCUGACCUGCAGGCAGGGUGAUGAGUUGGGGAUGGUGAUGAGGAUCCUCAGGGGCCUUGGGAGUAACCAGAUGGGAGGGUGCCCUGUGGCGUACUCACUGGGGGCACAGCAGCGGCAGCCAUUGGUGCCUGACUGGACCCAGGGCUGCAGGCGAGGAAGAAGCUCAGGUUCAUCCCAAGUGGCCGGGAAGCCAGUCAGUGACAAGAGGAACCUCAUAGGGAGAGGACAAUAGGGGCAGAAGUUUCUCAGAUGCAGGGCAGUGGCCCCCUCGCAAGAGUAGCAAGUUCCUCCCUCCCAGCCAUGGGGUGACGCGGUUCUAGUGUGAUGGGUCCUGCCCAGCUAUCGAGAGCAGGCUCUGCCACUGCCCCUCUCCCAGGCCUGGGCUGGCAGGGACACCUCCCUGAGGAGUGAUUCUGGGGCUGCUGUGUGGAUGAGCCCACGGACACAAACCCCAGUCCAGUGACUGUAAUCAGGCUAUCCUGUGAAACCUCAUGAGUUAGAACUCACUCUCCCUCUGGCAUGUGGUCCAAGAUUGCAGGGAGGGAGGAAGAGAAGCCUGUCGGCUACCGUCCCACCCCGUCCACUCAGCCUCUGGCCCAGCCAGUGCCGAGGGAGCACAGGUGUUUUUACCUUGCUGGUGCCCCAAAGAGUGAACUUUAAGGCUCCAGGUGAGAGGAAGCAACUGUGCUCGGUUGAGAACAUUUCCAUCAGGGCCUGGGAAGCCCAGCCCUGGUCCCAUGAUUCCCUGGGUCUGUGGUGCAUCCCCCAGAAGAGGAUGCGAGGGCCGAGGUGCAGAGAGCUCACUCCCCUCCCCGCCCCUGCGGAUGCUCAUAGACAGGUCCUGUGGGGGUGCAGAAGGGCAUCCCCAGCAUGGGAAGUGGGUGCAGAAACUCUGACCAGAGAGCUCUGCCCUGCUGCACCUUGUACCCAGGUGGCAGCUCCCCCACGAUGCUCCCACCAGGAGCCCACUGGAGGCCAUCCCAUGAGCCUCUGCAUCUGGGGGGCAGGACCGCCACCUGACACUGGGGGCAUCUGCAGAGGAGGGACAAUGAAAGAGGAGACCCUGGAGCAUGGAUCCGGAGCAUUCUUGAGCCGCCCCCUCCCAGUCCGCCACGCCCUGCGGCAGGUGGGAGGACAAUGCCGGCUGUGUGCCGUCACUCUGGUCCGCUGGCUCAAGAGGAGGGCCAUGGCGCAGCCCCAGUUCCAGCCUCGGCCUCUCCUGGUGUCUCUCCCUCCGCGCCCAGCCCCUGCUGUCUGCCGUCUCCAUCCUCCAGUGGGCUCUCCUCCCAGGGCAGGGCCUGCCCAUCACCAAGGCCCGCCACCCACCAUGGACUCUGCGUAUGAGAUGGGCCACGUCCGCAAGCUGCAGGCUCGGCACAUGCAAAUGCAGGAGAAGACUUUCACCAAGUGGAUCAACAAUAUCUUCCAGCACGGCCGGGUGGGCAUCAAGAUCCAGAACUUGUACACAGAGCUGGCCGAUGGCACACACCUACUGCGGCUGCUGGAGCUCAUCUCGGGGGAGGCCCUACCACCCCCCAACCGGGGCCGCAUGCGUGUACACUUCCUGGAGAACAGCAGCAGAGCUCUGGCUUUCCUCAGGGCCAAGGUGCCAAUACCCCUCAUUGGGCCAGAGAACAUCGUGGAUGGAGACCAGACACUCAUCCUGGGACUCAUCUGGGUCAUCAUUCUGCGUUUCCAGAUUUCCCACAUCUCCCUGGACGGGGAGGAGUUUGGGGUCAGUGCAGCCCUGCUGUCUGCCAAGGAAGCUCUACUGGUCUGGUGCCAGCGGAAGACGGCCGCCUAUGCCAACGUCAACAUCACUGACUUCUCCCGCAGCUGGAGUGACGGGCUUGGCUUCAGUGCCCUCAUCCAUGCCCACAGGCCAGACCUGCUUGAUUAUGGCUCCCUGCGUCCCGACCGCCCACUGCACAACCUCCGCUGUGCCUUCCAUGUGGCUGAGCAGGAGCUGGGCAUUGCUCAGCUGCUGGACCCCGAGGACGUGGCAGUCCUCCAGCCCGAUGAGCGCUCCAUCAUGACUUACGUCUCCCUCUGCUACCACCACUUCUCCCGCCUGCACCAGGGGCAGACUGUCCAGAGGAGGCUUGCAAAGAUCCUGCUUCAGCUCCAGGAGACAGAGGCGCUGCAGACCCAGUACGAGCAGCUGGUGGCCGACCUGCUGGGCUGGAUCGCAGAGAAGCGGGUGCAGUUAGACGCGCGGGAUUUCCCAGACUCCCUGCCAGCCAUGCGCCAGCUACUGGUGGCCUUUGCCUCCUUCCGCAUCCAGGAGAAGCCACCUUGGCUGCAGCAGCGAGGGGCCACAGAGGCCCUGCUCUUCCGGCUGCAGACGGCACUCCGAGCCCAGAACCGCAGACCCUUCCUGCCUCACGAGGGCCUGGGCCCCUCAGAGCUGUCCCAGCGCUGGGCAGGCCUGGAGCGGGCAGAGGCCUCACGGAGCCAGGCCCUACAGCAGAGGCUGCUGCAACUAGAGCGGUUGGAAACCCUGGCCCGGCGCUUCCAGCGUAAGGCGGCCCUCCGGGAGAGCUUUCUGACAGACGUGGAGCGAGUGCUAGACCGGGCUGCAGCCUCACCAGCCAGCCCAGCCACAGUGGAAGCAGCUACCCAGAGGCUGGGCAUGUUGGAGGCCAGCAUCCUACCCCAGGAGGGGCGCUUCCAGACCCUGGCUGAGAUCGCAGACAUCCUCCAGCAGGAGCACUACCACGGCUGGGUGGACGUGGCCUGCAGGCAGGAGGAGAUCACCUGCCGCUGGGAGCAGCUCCUUCAGCGUCUCCAAGGGCAGAGGGAGCAGAUAGCAGACCUGCAGGCUGUGCUGAGUCUGCUGCAGGAGGUGGAGACUGCCUCCCACCAGCUCAACGAGCUACAGGUGCUGGCCAGCUCCACAGCCUGUGGGCAGCAACUGGCAGAGGUAGUGGAGCUGCUGCAGAAGCAUGACCUGCUGGAGGCCCAGAUCACAGCCCAUGGAGCCCAUGUGAGCCAUCUUGCCCACCAGGCGACACAGCUGGACUCUUCACCAAACACUAGUGUGGAAGUGCUACAGGCCAAGGCCAAGGCGCUGAUCCAGCUCCACCAGAGCCUGGUGUCUCUUGCCAGGUCCCGGCGGGCCUUGUUGGAGCAGACCCUGCACCAGGCAGAGCUCCUGCACAGCUGUGAGGAGGAGGAAGCCUGGUUGAGGGAGCGCAGGCAGCUGGUGGAGAAUGAAGCCCCAGGCCAGGAUCUCAGCCAGAUCUCUGCGGCCCUGCAGAAACACAAGGUCCUAGAAGCUGAGCUCCGCCACCACCAGGCAGUGUGCACUGAUCUCGUGCGGAGGGGACGCAAUCUGGGCCCAGUGCACGGGCCCCCGACAUGGCCUGAUCCCCAGGAACGGGCUGAGGCAGUGCGGGAUGCAUGGCAGCGGCUCUGGGCCCACAUGAUGGGGCGGGGUGCGCAGCUGCAGGCGGCUCUGUUUGUCCAGCAGUACUUUGCUGAUGUGGCGGAGGCGGCCUCAUGGCUCAGGGAGCAGCGGUCGGCGCUGGAGAGCGCGUCCUUGGGGGAGGACCAGGUGGCCGCCGAGGCCUUGCUGCUGCGCCAUCUGCGGCUGGAACAUGCCGUGCGCGCCUUUGGAGCUGAGCUGCAGCAACUGGACGAACAGGCGCGGGCAGCCACGGCCCGGGCAUCUCUCUUGAAGGAGCCCACAGAAGACUGGAGCAGAAUUGAUGGGGAUGUGACUGGGAGUCCCCAAGAUGGGACCCAAAAUUUAGCACUGUCGGGCAGCCAGCACCCGUGCCCUCAGGUCCAGAUGAGCUUCGUCUACAGAGGGACACACUUCGCCCCACUCCCGGGAGAGGCUGGGCAGUGCCUACUCUACACGCACCCUAACACCUGGGAGCUGAAGGACUGGGAGGGCCGCCGGGCCAUGGUGCCCAUUAGCCAUGUCAUGGAACAGGCACCUCAGGUGGCGUCUGCCCUGAGGGAAGGUCCAAGAAACCCAAGGGCCUGGCAUGAGGUUUCCUGCUACUCUGACCCCCAGGGUACCCAGAAGAUAGCACUCCCAGAUGAGCCUGACCCUGACUUUGACCCCAACACCAUCCUGCAGACCCAGGACCGCUUGAGCCAGGACUAUGAGGCCCUGCGGGCCCUGGCAGAGCACCGCAGGACCCAGUUGGAGGAGGCAGUGGCCCUGUUCAGCUUCUAUGGCUUGUGUAGGGAGCUGCAGUCCUGGCUGGCAGACCAGACAGCGCUGUUCCAAACACUGCAGCCCCAGGCUGACAACUUGGAGGUCAUGCAGCUCAAGUAUGAGAACUUCCUCACUGCCCUGGCUGUGGGAAGAGGCCUCUGGGCAGAGGUUAGCAGCUCCGCCGAGCAGCUGAAGCAGAGAUGUCCGGGACUCUCCCCCAAGAUCCAGCGACAGCAGGAGGAACUGAGCCAGAAGUGGGAGCAGCUGGAGGCCCUGAAGAAAGAGAAGGAAACGCGGCUGGCGAGCACCACACACAUGUGCAGUUUCCUGCAGGAGUGUGGGUCCGCACGGGUCCAGAUGCAGGACAUGGUACUCCAGCUAGAAGCCCUGGAGCUGGGACACUUAGAGGACAGCCACCACAUCCUGCAAGUGGCCCAGCAGAAGAUGCCAGCGCUGGAGAGAAGUGUUCACUAUCUUCAAAGGGCAGCCAGCAAAGUGGAAGAGCUGGGUCCCGCAGAGAGCCAGUUCCUUCAGGGAGAGGUGGCGAUGCUGCAGGGGCUGCUGGAGCAAGUGCAGCAGCAAGUGGCCCAACAGGCCCAGGCUCAGGCCAAGGUGAGGACCCGCCAGCACUUCCUGCAGGAGAGCAGGCGGCUGCUGCUGUGGGCAGAUGGUGUCCGGGCUCGGCUGAACAGCAAGGAGGAGGCGGUGAAUGUGGCCUCAGCCCAGCGGCUGCUGGGGGAGCACCAAGACCUGCUGAAGGAGAUCCAGCUGCAACAGGAGAGGCUGCAGCAGCUGGCGGCUCAGGGCCUGCCCAUGGCAGCCUUGGACUCCCCAGACUCCAGAGAGGUGGCCAGUGCUCUGAGGCUCCUGGACCAGCAAGGCCAGGAGUUAAAAGCCGCCUGGGAGCAAAGGCAGCAGCAGCUGCAGGAGGGGCUGGAGCUACAGAAGUUUGGUCGAGAAGUGGGUGGUUUCACUGCCAUCUGUGCCAGCCACGAGUCUUUCCUACAACUGGACAGCCUUGGGGAGGACCUAAGGGAGGCCCAGAGUCUGUUGCAGCGGCACCAGGAGUUUGGGCAGUUCCUGAAUGCUCUUGGCCAUCAGGCAGAGGAUUUACAGGCACGUGGCGAGAAGCUGGCUCAGAGUCAACCCCCCGCUGCACACAAGGUCAGAGAGCUGCUGCAGAGCAUCCAGGCCCAAUGGACCAGAGUCCAGGAGAGGAGUGAGCAGAGAAGGAGGCGGCUGCUGGCCUCCCUCCAGCUCCAGGAGUGGAAGCAGGAUGUAGCAGGGGUAAUGCUGUGGAUGGAGGAGAAGAGGCUGAUGGUGGCAGAUGAGCCAUCCCAAGAGCCAGGCAACAUCCUGAGGGAAUUCAGGCGGCACAAAGCAGCUGAGCGCGAGCUGCUGGCCACACAGGGGCAUGUGGAGGGCCUGCAGCAGGUUGGAAGAGAGCUGCUGAGGAGCAGGCCCCAUGCCCAGGAGGACGUGCAGGCCAUGCUUCGGGGUCUGAGUAGCAAGUGGGAAGGGUUGAACCGCAGGAUGGCAGAGCGUGGGAAGCAGCUCCAGCAGGCUCGGUGGCAGGACCAGCUCCUGGGGCUGCUGCAGGACAUCAAGAGGAAGAUGGAGCAGCUAGAGGGGGCCCUGCAGAGUGCAGAAAUGGGGCAGGACCUGGGCUCAAGCCGGGGGCUGCAGAAACAGCACCGCCAGCUGGAGGCCGAGAGCCAGGCACUGGCCAGCAAGUUGGCUGCCCUGGUCUCUCAGGCCCACCAGGUGGUCAGCUCCCAGACCAUCGCAGAGCAGAUCCAGAAGCAUCUCCAGAGGUUGGGGUCCCUGCAGGGACGGCUGGCCACCCGGCGACUGCAGCUGCAGGCCUCAGUCGAGCUGUACCAGUUCCACCACCUGAGCAACGUGGAGCUCACGUGGGUGGCAGAACACAUGCCCUCAGCGAGCUCCUGCUCCCCCAAGUCCUUGCAUGGUGCCCACAGCCUUCUCCGCAAGCACAAGGAACUCCAGGCAGAGGUGAAAGCCCACCGGGGACAGAUGCAACGGGUGCUGGGUUCCGGGUGGAAUCUCGCAGCCUCCAGGCACCCCGAGGCCCAGCACAUCACGGAGCAGUGCCAGAAGCUGGAAGGCCGCUGGGCAGAGCUGGAGCAGGCGUGUGAGGCACGGGCCCAGGGCCUGCAGCAGGCUGCCACUCUCCAGCAGUAUUUUCUGGAUGCAUCAGUGCUGGAGGACUGGGUGGAGGAGAAGUGGCAGCUCAUGAGCAGUCAGGACUAUGGCAGGGAUGAGGCAGCCACCAUCAGGCUCAUUAAGAAGCACCAGGCCCUUCAACAGGAGCUGGCCUGUUACUGGAGCUCCAUGCAGGAGCUUGACCAGAGGACUCAAACCCUCACUGGCCCUGAGGGCCCUGCACAGCUGGGAAGGGUGCAGGAGAGGCUCCGGGAGCGGCUGCAGGCCCUGCAGGAGUUGGCAGCCACACGCAACCGGGAGCUGGAGGGGACCCUGAAGCUGCAUGAGUUCAUGAGGGAGGCUGAGGCCCUGCAGGGCUGGCUGAGCAGCCAGAAGGAGGAGGCCAGAGGAGGAGAGAGCCUUGGGGAGGACUAUGAGCACGUCCUGAGUGUCCGCACCAAGUUUGCAAGGUUUCAGCACCAAGUGGAGAGGGGUGGCCAACAGGUGGCCACCUGCCAGCAGCUGGCAGAGAGCCUGCUGGAGCAUGGACACAGCGCUGCCCCCAAGGCCCGUCAGAGGCAGCAGGAUCUGCAGGCCGCCUGGUCGGAGCUGUGGGAGCUGACCCAGGCCCGAAGCCGCCUGCUCCAAGAUGCUGAGGUCACUCUGAAAGUUCACAGAGAUCUGUCGGAGGCCCUCAUCCAGGUCCAGGAGAAAGCCUCAAGUCUCCCCUGUGACGUGGCCCAGGACCUGCGUGGGCUGGAGGCCCAGCUAAGGAGACAAGAGGGACUGGAACGGGAACUUGUGGGCACUGAGCGGCAGCUGCGGGAGCUGCUGGAGACUGGAGGCACCAUGCAGAAGCUGGGGCCCAGGCCUCAGGCUCUGGCAGUGCAGCAGAGGCAGCAGGCUCUGGAGCAGGCCUGGGAGGCCCUGAAGCUGCACGUAGAGCAGCGCCGGACCCACCUGGAACAGGCACAGCUCCUGGCCCACUUCCACACAGCGGUGUGGGACUACACCUCCUGGGUAGCCAGUGUGUGGCCAGAACUGCAGGAUGGGGAGAGCUCCCAGGAACCCCACAACAGUCUGCUAAAGCUCAGCGCCCACCAACAGCUUCAGGCAGAGCUGCAGGCCCGGGAGGAGCUGCACCAGCAUGCCACCCAGCUGGGCCAGCAGGUGCUUCUGGCUUCAGGGACAUCUGUCAAAGAGGUCCAGGAAGAGCUGCGAGCCCUGCAGGACAGGCGGGAGCAGGUGUUCCAGGCCUGGGAGCAGAAGCAGGAGAGGCUGCUGGCCGUGCACCGGGAGCAGCUCUUCCUCAGAAAGUGUGGCCGCCUGGACAAGAUGCUCACAGCCUGGGAGGUCUUCCUGAAAACCAGCACCCUGGGGAGCUCUGUGGAAGAGGUGGAGCUGUUGAUCCGCAAGCAUGAGACCUUCCAGAAAGUGCUGACUUCCCAGGAUGAGAAGGUGGCAGCCCUGUGUGAGCAGGCGAAGAUGUUCACGGGUCCCAGGGCACAGGGCCUGCUCCACGUGGUGCUGGAGCGCCGGGCGCGGGUAAAGGAGCUGGCGGAGGACUGGGGAUGCGCCCUGCACACCUCCCUGCUGAUAACUGCCUUCACCAGGGCCGCCAUCCAGGUCGAGGACUGGAUCCAGGAGCGACUCCAGCAGCUGAAAGAGCCAGUUCCUCCUGGGGACCUGAAAGAUAAGUUGAGGCACCUGCAGAAACACCAGGCCUUUGAGGCAGAGGUCCAGGCCCAUGAGGAGGUCAUAAUCUCUGUUGCCAAGGAGGGGGAGGCUCUCCUGGCACAGAGCCACCCUCGGGUGGGAGAGGUCUCCCAGAGGCUGCAGGCACUGCAGGAGCACUGGGAGAAGCUGAGGCAGGCAGUGGCCCUCCGCAGCCAGGACCUGGUGGACAGGCGGAACUUCUUGGAGUUCCUGCAAAGAGUAGACAUUGCAGAGGCCUGGAUCCAGGAGAUGGAGGUGAUGGUGAACAUCAGUGACCUGGGCCACGACCUUGAGCACUGCCUGCAGCUCCGUAGGCAGCUCCGCCAGCUCCCAGGAGUCUGGGCCGGGGACACUGUGGAUGACGCCCACAUCAGGAGCAUCAGUGACUUGCCAGUGAAGCUCAAGAAUCGGGACUCUGAGCAGGUCGAGACCAUCUGCCAGCGGCAACAUCAGCUCAACAACAGGUGGAACCGUUUCCAUGGCAGCUUGCUCCGGUAUCAGCAGCAGCUUGAAGGGGCUCUGGAGAGACACACGUUGUCCCAAAAGCUGGAUGACAUCAUUGAGCGGAUUGGGGAAAAAGCUGCCCUGCUCCAGGCCCUGAACUGCAGGCAAGAUCCGGAGAGCCUGCAGAGGCUGAUGUGGAAACACAAGGCAUUGGAGCAGGAAAUAGGCCUCAUCCAGGCCCAGGUGGAGCUUCUAGAGUGUGAGGUGAGCCGCUUCUGCCAGAGGAGCCCUGAGGCAGCCUCCAGCCUCACCUGCAAGCAGCAGGAGAUGAUGGAUAGCUGGUGGCAGCUCCGGAGUGGGGCUCAGAAGUGGAAGGAGUCGCUCGAUGCCUUGCACCAAGCUCAGAAGCUGCAGGCUGUGCUGCAGGAAUUGCUGGCCUGGGCCCGGAGCCUGCGAGCUGAGAUGAAUGUGAGGAGCACCCCUGGCAGCCUGGAAGAGGUCCGGCUCAGGCUGGAGGAACACCAGGAGAGCAAGGCCGAGCUGGACUCCCACAAAGACAGCAUCAGCCUGGCCCGAAGCACUGGGCAGCGACUGCUUGCCACUGGGCACCCAUCCACCCCCGACAUCCGCCAGGCCCUAGCUGGUUUAGACCAGGAGUUGAACAGCCUGGAACGGGCCUGGCAUGAACACCAGCUCCAGCUGCAUCAGGCCUUGGAGCUACAGCUGGUUCUGAGCUCUGUGGAACACAUGGAAAGUUGGCUCUGCAGCCAGGAAGCCUGCGCAGCCAGUGAGGGUCUUGGGGAUUCCUUGGCCGAUGUGGAGACCCUGCUGUGGAAGCACAAGGUGCAUGAGCAGGACCUGGAGGCACAGACGGAGAAGAUCACCUCCCUGGAGGCCACCGCCCGCAGGCUGCACCAGGGUGGACACCCCAAGGCCCAAGGUGCCCUGGACCGGUGCCAGGCCAUGCUCCUGAGGAAAGCGGCGCUCCUGGAGCGAGCCAGGACCCGUCGCCACCAGCUGGAGGAGCUCAGGCAACUGCGGGCCUUCCUACAGGAUUCCUAUGAGGUGGCCUCAUGGCUGAGGGAGAAGAGCCUGAUGGUCCUGGAAGAGGGAUGGCAGGAUCCAGUGGAGCUGCAGGCACAGUUGAGGAAGCAGCAUAACCUCCAGGCUGAGCUGGACACGAGUGUGCACCACCAACAAAGGCUACAGACGGAGGGGCAGAGGCUGCUCCGGGAGGGCCACCCAGCCUCAGAAACAAUCCAGGAGCGGCUGCAGGAGCUGAGUAAGCUCUGGGAGGAGCUGCAGGCCAACUGCCAGAGGAAGGCAGCCAAUCUACAGGAGGCCAGCGAGGCCCUACGUCUUCGGCGGAGCAUGGAGGAACUGGACAGCUGGCUGGGGCCCGUGGAGGUCAGGCUGAGAGCCCCGAUCGGGAGCGCAGACCAGCUUGGGCUGGACGAGCUCCUGGGAUCUCAGGGAGAGCUGGAGGCAGCGGUGGACAGGCAGGCCAGGCGGGCACAGACCCUGCUGGGCCAGGCCCAGGCCUCUGUGCGGGAAGGCCCCUGCCUCGCCCAAGCCAUGGAAGAGCAGGCCCAGCGGCUGCUUCAAAGGUUCGACAGCCUGUGGGAGCCCCUGCGGGAGCGCAGAAUGGCCCUGGAGGCCCGGAGUCUCCUCCUGCAGUUCCUCAGGGAUGCGGACGAGGAGAUGGCCUGGGUGCAGGAGAAGCUGCCCCUGGUGGCCUCCCGGGACUGCAGCCAGAGCCUAAGCGCCUUGCGGCACCUGCAGGAGAAACACCAGAACCUGGAGAGUGAGAUGAGCAUCCAUGAGGCUCUGACCCGGGCAGUGGUGGGCACGGGGCGCAAGCUGGUGCAGGCUGGACAUUUUGCUGCCGGGGAUGUGGCUGCCCGGGUGCAGCAGCUGGAGGAUGCUAUGGGCCGCCUGCAAGCAGAGGCUUCACAGAGGCGGCGGUGGCUGCAGCAGGCUCAGGAGGCCCAGCAGUUCCUGACAGAGCUCCUGGAGGCAGAAUCCUGGCUGGAAGAACGGGGCUGUGUUCUGAACACUGAGGAUGUGGGCCAGAGUGCCGAAGCCACAUGGGCCUUCCUGCGGCAGCUGGAGGCCACCAGGAGAGACCUGAAUGGAUUCAGCGUGCGCAUUGAGAGGCUACAGCAGACAGCAGUCCUCCUUGAGAGCAGGCGGAACCCAGAAAGCCCCAAGGUGCUGGCCCAGAUGCAUUCAGUGAGGAAGACCCACUCUGGGCUGCUCCAGAGAGCAGAGAGCAGGGGGCAAGGCCUGAGGGAGCAGAUGCAGCUGCACCAACUGGAGCGGGAAGUCCUGCUCCUGGACACCUGGCUGGCCAGCAGGGUGGCCACUGCUGAGUCACAGGACUAUGGGCAGGACCUGGAGGCUGUCAAGGUGCUGGAAGAGAAGUUCGAUGCUUUCAGAAAGGAAGUCCACAGCCUGGGGCAGGCCAAGGUGCAGGCCCUGCGGGAGCGGGCAGCCUCCCUGGAACGGGCAGCCCCCAGGUUCUCUCCCCAGAUCCAACCACAGAGGAGUCGCAUUGAGGCCGCUUGGGAGAGGCUGGAUGGAGCAGUGAAAGUCCGCACACAGAACCUGACUGCAGCUCGUGAGGUGCGCGGCUUUGAGCAGGUGGCAGCCGAGCUCCAGGGCUGGAUGCAGGAGAAAGCCGCCCUGCUGGCAAGAGAUGCCUAUGGCUGCAGCCUGUCAUCAGUACAGACCCUGCAGCAACGGCACAGAUGCCUGGAGAGGGAACUGGCAGCCAUGGAGAAAGAGAUGGCACAUGUGCAGACGGAGGCCUGCCGGCUGGGCCAGUUAUACCCUGUGUCUCAGGAGGGCCUGGCCAAGCAGCUGGCUGAGGUGCAGGAGGCCUGGGCCACCCUGAAUGUGAAGGUGCAGGAGCGGGCUCAGCAGCUGGAACAGGCUGCCCAGGGCCAUGCCUUCCUUGGCCGUUGUCAGAACCUACUAGCAUGGGCUCAGGAGAAGCAGGUGCUGGUCUGCUCAGAGGAGCUGGCUGGGGAUGUGCCUGGGGCUGAGCGGCUCCUGGAGCAGCACGAGGCACUGGGGCAAGAAAUCAAGGAUCACUGCCUUCAAGCCCAGAAUGCACAGCAGGAAGGGCAGCAGCUUGUGAACAACAGCCACUUCAUGUCCCUGGAAGUGACAGAGUGUCUGCAGGAGCUGGAAGUGCGGCUGCAGGCACUCAAAGAGGCCUGGGCCCUGCGCCAGGAACACUGUGAGGAGAGCUGGUGUCUGCAGAAGCUGCGUCAGGGGCUGGACCAAGCUGAGGCCUGGCUGGCCUCCCGGGAGGGCCUCCUGCUGGACCCCAACUGUGGGCACUCAGUAUCAGAUGUGGAGCUGCUGCUCCGCAGACACCAGGACUUAGAAAAGCUGCUGGCUGUCCAGGAAGAGAAGUUCACCCAACUGCAGAGGAAGGCAGGGGUGAGCGGAGGCUGGGGGCGCACUGGGCCUGGGGUGAGAGGGGCAUCCCCUGAGCUGGAGCAGGAAGAGAUGAAGAACAGUGAGGAGACAGAUGUGGGACCUGCAACAGGUGUCUCCAUGGGGCCACCAUGUGUGAUUUUUGCCACCACUGUCUCCGCAGGGGGCGGGGUCAUUGGGGAUGAGGUUACAUGUCUCCCCCCUCCACCUUCCAGACAGAACCUGUCCUCUGUGCUGGUCAUGACAUUCCCCAGCCCCAUCUUGCAUUUUCAGGAUGCAAAGGGUGCACCUACCAUGGGAGGAAUUUUGGAACCUAAGCAGCAGCUCCUGCCUGGGGGGAGGCAGGACACGGCUCCCACAGCCAUCCUUGGCCUCAUGGAAAUGCAGGAUAAAAGACCAAGGGGUCACCAUGAUGGAAAACACACUUUCUCCUUAAGGCGGUCUGGGGUAGAGCCCCUGUUUGCAGCACCACCUGAAGGACAGACUGAGAGCUGGCAUGGCGCCCUGAGCAGUGUGGCAGUUCUGGAAGCUGAGAAGUCCAUGAUCAAGGUGCCGGCAGGCUGGCCAUCUGCUUCCAGUCUGAGCCCAGAGCUCCGAGCCAGACCCCUGGGCUUCCUGGCUGAGUACUCAGUCGAGAGGGUGCCUGGCAUGGCUGCUCCGCUCAGAUUCCACGGCUGUCCCCUGCCCUUCCCAUUGAAGGGGAUGCAAACGUGCACCGGCCCCCAGCAGCCUGUGGAGCUCCUGCAGACGGCUGGCCCUGCCAAGGAAACUGCACAAGGCUCCCGGCGGCUGUCCUGCCCAGGCCAGAGCCACGGUCUGGGCCCUGAAGCAGACCCUGAGGUGGCGUCGAACCUCAGGGCUACAUGCGAGGACACCCGAGAGGGGACCAUGAGACUGAGCUCCCAGGCCCCUGAGGACCAACUUCUGGAAUAGACGGUUCCGUGUUAGGAGAGGGGCCCUGCCAACAUUACAGCCUGCUGAAGUCACACCCUUAACACCUGGUCCCAGGUCCUGCCACCCCUACCAUGGGACAGGAAGCAGCCCUUCGAGUCCUGGGUGAGGAGGAUGGGGGUGCUGGCUGGUUUGCCUGUGAGUCACCUGAGCAGGGCCAGGGCUGCAGCAGCAAGACCUCCAGGCCCAAGUGGCCUCUCUGCUUGCAGAGCUUGGGCUGGAGUGGAGCAGACAGGGCCAGGAGCUCACAGCCAGCUCUUCGGGGGCAGCCCAGGCUGACUCGCCAGCUUUGUUAAGGUGCCUGGGAGAUAUUUUGUUUUCUAAACCAGUCUUGCCCUGUGUAACUAAGACGGUGGAAUGACAGGUCCCCUCUUGGCAGCAAUGACAGAAAUCUCCAUAACGCGUCACAUUUGUAUGAGCCCCUGUAAUACAUAAAGUACUCUAUCUCA
Molecule: messenger RNA, 13735 nt
Organism: Sus scrofa (pig)
Lineage: Eukaryota; Metazoa; Chordata; Mammalia; Artiodactyla; Suidae
Source: RefSeq, a predicted model, not a curated record